Molecule: messenger RNA, 1311 nt
Organism: Meloidogyne enterolobii
Lineage: Eukaryota; Metazoa; Nematoda; Chromadorea; Rhabditida; Meloidogynidae
Source: the annotation of a GenBank genome assembly
AUGACUGAUACAACAAUGGAAAACAUUCCAUGGUCACCUAAUUAUUAUUCUCCCGAUCCUCAUGCUUUUCAUCCUCAUCCAAUGCCUCCAGAAUCUAUUCCACCACCUCGCCAUUCCUCGUUUUCUGCUUUAAAUGACUUUCAAAAAAGGGGAGAAACACCUAAAAACAACAACAUUAUUGCUUCAACUUCCCAACAACAACCCCAAACCCCCCUUCAAUAUUCACAAGACCAACAACAAAGACUUAGAGAACAACGUAGAGCAAUGUAUUCACAAAAUAAAGUUCAGUAUUGGCAACAAUUCAGCCAGAUGUCGAUUCAAGACAGUGGGGUUCAUUCAAUGAGUCAUUCAACAGCACCGUCAGUCAUGUCGUCUAUUCACCCAGCCUCGUGUAUGUCUAAUGUCUCUUCUUUGCCGGAUGAUUUUUCUGGGUUGAAAGAACAUCCUUACUUUCAGGCAAGUUUUCAUAUCCCCAACACUUUUAAUCACGAGGAGCCUGAAAAAAUGCGGCAGGUUUUACCUGAAUUAAUACCACUUAUCAACGACGAGUCUGUGGACAUUGUUAAACGUGCACUUACAAUACUUAUAAGUGUUGCUAAAAAGGACAAAGAAUUUUGUACAUUACGUUCUCAAAUAGAUACUAGACCUUUAAUUGUCGAGAAGAGGCAAGUUACUCUUUAUGUUCUCAAAGCUUUAUAUUUUAUUUCUGAUAAUGAUCCUAGUGGACGUGAUUUAUUUGUUAAAACAUUAAAUGCCCAUGGAACUGAUUGCCUUGAGGAAUUGGUUCACUGCAUUGGCAUCCAAGACCCUUCUUGUUACAAAUUUGCCUUUCUUCUCCUACACAAUUUAAUGACUGAUGUUCGGAUAGGCCGGAAAGUUAUCGCUUACAUGUGUGAAAUGAGAAUAUUAACAAAAGUGUUGAGUUGGUUAUCUGACAAAAAUGAGAAAUUUUUAAGUAUUGUGACAGACAUUAUUUACAUGCUUUUAAAUAAAAAUACUGAACAAAUGGCUUUCUUUAUUGGCUUAAACGGACAUGAGAAACUUGUUAAUAUUCUGGCUAAUUCCCACCAAGAAAAUUUACUUUAUAGAGCUGUCAAAUUACUUAAUAGAGUUGUACAAAUAGAUCCAAACAAAAUAGUUUCCGCUGGCCUUUUGGAAGCUGCCCAAAAACACUUGGAUCACGCCAGUCAAAGAAUGUUAAGACAACUUUUGGAUUGUAUCAAGUUUGUCAGUCAUGUGCCUUCAGGAGACCGUGAUAUCCAUUUAUUAUUACAAAAAUUGCUUCAGUUGCUUGGUUGGAGAAUCUUUUGA